Molecule: messenger RNA, 726 nt
Organism: Eupeodes corollae
Lineage: Eukaryota; Metazoa; Arthropoda; Insecta; Diptera; Syrphidae
Exons: 2
Coding region: 1-726 (241 amino acids)
Source: RefSeq, a predicted model, not a curated record
AUGGAAAACAUCGUGAACAUAAAUAGCAACAAAAAAAGAAGCAACAACUUUUCAUCAGCAGAUAUAGAUUUGCUGAUGGAGUUGAUUAUGAAAAACAAACACAUAAUUGAAAACAAAAAAACGGAUCGAGUUCAUUGGACAGAAAAAACAGCGGCAUGGGAGUCCAUUGCAAACGAAUUUAAUUCAAAGAGUGGCUCCCAUUACCGAUCAUCGAUUGUGUUGAAGACAAAAUAUGAAAAUUUAAAAAAAAGAACAAAACAAAAUUUUGCUUCCGAAAAGCGAAAGCUUUACCAAACUGGUGGUGGUCCUCAGGAAAUAAAUACAGAUGUGUUAGACAAGACGAUUCUGGACCUUCUUGGUGACCAGGCCCAAGGACUACCAUCAGUUUAUGACAAUGCUAUCGAAAAUGAAAAACACGAAGAAACUCUGAUUGAGCAGCCCGAAGUGAAAGAAAACCAGAGCCCUGGUUCAGUAAAUUUGACAAACGAUGCCAAAACUAAAAACAUAUAUGCUUCAAGAAAAUCCACAGUUCUUACUGCUCGGAAAAGAAAUUUAACUGGCGACAAGUGGCAGGAGCUAGCUGAAGAAAAAUGCAAGUUAGCGAGACUGCAACAGGAUAAACAAGCUCUAGAAAUUGUGCAAAUGAAGGAAGUGCAUGAGAAAAAAAUGCUUAUUUUGGAUGCUGAAUUGGAAAAAAUUAAAAAAGAAGUUUCGAGGAUGCAUUGA